CAAUCGAUUUCUAAUCAGCGAAAUAGCAUGUCCUUACUACUGUAGGAGGAUAUGUUAUGUAUCAGUCAAGUUCGCUCCCUUGAGUUACACGUUUGUGGCACUUGAAAGCCGAAAAAUGACCCUUUUCUUCAAUCAAGAUUCCCUGCGCUAUGUUGAAACUGGUCUAGAGGACAAACAAAGAACUAUGUUCCUAAACGUGAAACCAGUCUAUCAGGAAGAUCUAGGUCGAGUUUCAAACGGGUUUAGUAACCAAAUAGGAUUUCCACCACCAAGCGGCCGACCGAAAGAGGCUUUUGGGCCAGGAAGUGAUCUGAAUAACAAAUCUGAUAUUAUCUACGAAAACACAAGCCCGAUAUUCAACGUGCUCCGCCUGCUAGGAGUAUGUCCUUUCACGAGACCUACGGCAGGAGUCACCCUGUUCGCUUGUGCUAGUCCUGCAGUGGUAUAUGGUGCACUGAUUAUGGUGUGUAUAACCAUCUACGCCACCUUCAUCAUGAUCCAUCGGAUUGAACUGGUUCGCACGUUGGAAGGUCGCUUCGAGGAGGCAGUCAUCGCGUAUCUAUUCAUCGUCAACAUCCUGCCACUACUGAUCAUUCCCAUGAUGUGGUACGAAACCCGCAAGGUGGCCACUCUCCUUAACAGUUGGGUCGAUUUCGAGGCCCUAUAUCGAAAAACGGCAGGUCACGACUUGGCGCUCGAACUCAAAACAAAGGGUCUCAUAAUUGCCAUUUUCCUGCCGAUGUUAUCGUGUGCUGCGGUGGCGAUCACUCAUGUUACGAUGGCUGAGUUUGAGGUAGCUCAGGUCAUUCUCUACUGCAUCCUGGAUACGUUGACCUACAUGAUGGGAGGAUAUUGGUAUAUGGCGUGUGAAAUUCUAAGUACAACAGCCAAAAUUCUUGCCGAGGAUUUUCAAAGGGCUCUACGACAUGUCGGUCCGGCUGCGAUGGUCUCGGAGUAUCGUUCGCUGUGGUUACGAUUGAGCAAACUGGCAAGGGACACCGGUUUUGCGACAUGUUACACUUUCGUAUUCAUCUGCCUGUAUCUGUUUUUCAUCAUUACACUGUCGAUCUAUGGGUUAUUGUCGCAAAUUUCGGAGGGAUUCGGAAUUAAGGACAUUGGUCUGGCCGUGACUGCCUUCUGCAGCAUUGGGUUUCUGUUUUUCAUUUGCGAUGAAGCUCACUACGCCUCGUUCAACGUCAGAACUAACUUUCAGAAGAAGCUGCUAAUGGUUGAGCUUAGCUGGAUGAACUCGGAUGCUCAAACGGAGAUCAACAUGUUUCUGCGGGCGACGGAGAUGAAUCCUUCUAGUAUCAACCUUGGUGGUUUUUUCGAUGUCAAUAGAACCUUGUUCAAAUCGCUUUUGGCUACCAUGGUAACAUAUCUGGUGGUACUGCUGCAGUUCCAGAUCAGUAUUCCAGACGAUCCGAGUGCGUUGUUGAUGAAAAAUUUUACUUCGCCCAAGUAAAAAAAAAUCUUUCUGCUAUAUCGCUAAAAUAUCUGAUAUAAAACAAUUCCUUGAUUGUAAUCUUUUUUCAGCUAAACUCAAUAAACGAAUAACGUUCUAAUUGAAACAA
This is a messenger RNA of Topomyia yanbarensis, 1574 nucleotides long. RefSeq names its product gustatory and odorant receptor 24 (gene Gr63a). NCBI's taxonomy places the organism in Eukaryota, Metazoa, Arthropoda, Insecta, Diptera, Culicidae. The transcript is spliced from 5 exons. The coding region runs from base 116 to 1465 and encodes 449 amino acids. Gene Ontology annotation, cellular component: neuronal cell body; membrane; dendrite. The record is from RefSeq and is a predicted model, not a curated record. Gene Ontology annotation, biological process: sensory perception of taste. Gene Ontology annotation, molecular function: sweet taste receptor activity.